GUUCAAAACAUAGUUUGUCGCGUUUGUGGGGGUCGGUCAACAGGCUUUCAUUUCGAUGCGAUAACAUGUGAAUCGUGUAAAUCGUUUUUCCGGAGGAAUGCCCUGAAAAAUGCUACUCGAUUUGUAUGCUAUUUGGGAGCGAAUUGUCGAAUAGAUUUGGAGAACAGAAAUAAAUGCAAGAAAUGUCGUUUAGAUAAGUGUUUUGCAGUUGGAAUGAAAAGUAACCUAUUGUAUUCGGAUGAACAAAAACAAUUGAGAAAAUCUAUUAUAGAAAGCAAUAGAAAACGAAAAACAAAUGAAAUGACAGAAACUAAUGAUGAAAGUGUCUCUUCAACUCCCAGUCUAUCACUGCAAACAAUCAAUGAUAUUAUUAUGGAUGAGAUAUGUAACCAUGAAAGUCAGACCUCAUCAGACGUGUCAACAGAUAAUAGUUUUAGUGACCUCUCGAUCAAUAAAAAUGCAUAUAAUUUGGAUCUGUCGGUCAUACCUGUUAUGAAACCCAUCACUGAUUAUAGCAAUCAGUUCAAUGAAUUAGAGGGCAAUAAAUUGACGGAACUGUUGGAUGCUUUAAAACUUAUGAUUUCUCCGACGGCUACUAGUGCUGAGAAUAUAGCCCUCAAUUCAUUUGUAAAUACAAUUAAUGUGAUAAUUAUGACACAUGAGAAUAAGAUCAAGAAAAUCAUACAAAUGUCUAAAUGUUUGACAACAUUUAACAAUUUAUGUGAUCAUGAUCAAUUGAUUUUAAUUAAGCACGGUGCUAUUGAAAUCAGUAUAUUACGGAUGAUUUGCAAUUUUAAUUUUGAGGACAAAUACUGGAGUAUAAAA
Messenger RNA from Oppiella nova, 825 nucleotides. Lineage: Eukaryota; Metazoa; Arthropoda; Arachnida; Sarcoptiformes; Oppiidae. The record is from the annotation of a GenBank genome assembly.